Molecule: messenger RNA, 1880 nt
Organism: Hipposideros armiger (great roundleaf bat)
Lineage: Eukaryota; Metazoa; Chordata; Mammalia; Chiroptera; Hipposideridae
Gene: TMEM35A
Product: transmembrane protein 35A
Exons: 2
Coding region: 134-658 (174 amino acids)
Biological process (GO): positive regulation of protein localization to cell surface; chaperone-mediated protein complex assembly
Cellular component (GO): endoplasmic reticulum
Molecular function (GO): acetylcholine receptor regulator activity
Source: RefSeq, a predicted model, not a curated record
UCCCUUUGUCAUUCUAGCUGCCUGCUGCCUCCGCAGCGUCCCUCUCGAACUCUCUGUGCUAACUGCCUGCGCCUUAAAGACUGACAGGGUGCGCAAAGCAAAAGGAUUAGUUGGCACCUGCCUUGGUGACCCCAUGGCAUCCCCCAGAACCAUAACUGUCGUGGCCCUCUCAGUGGCCCUGGGACUCUUCUUUGUUUUCAUGGGGACUAUCAAGUUGACCCCCAGGCUCAGCAAGGAUGCCUACAAUGAGAUGAAACGUGCUUACAAGACGUAUGUCCGAGCCCUUCCUCUGCUGAAGAAAAUGGGGAUCAAUUCCAUUCUCCUUCGCAAAAGCAUUGGGACUCUUGAGGUGGCCUGUGGCAUUGUCAUGACCCUUGUGCCUGGACGUCCCAAAGAUGUGGCCAACUUCUUCCUGCUCUUGCUGGUGUUGGUUGUGCUCUUCUUCCACCAGCUAGUCGGUGAUCCUCUCAAACGCUACGCCCAUGCCCUGGUGUUUGGAAUCCUGCUCACCUGCCGCCUGCUGAUUGCGCGCAAGCCCGAAGACCGAUCUUCUGAGAAGAAGCCCUCGCCCCCAGUAAAGGUGGGAAAUGCAGGGAAAGGCGAGGAGCAGCCCUCCCUAUAUGAGAAGGCCCCUCAGGGCAAAAUGAAGUUGUCAUAGGAAAGCGGAAGUGCAAAAAGUGGACCUUCCCGGCAGUUGCCUCCAUGACACCCAGAAAGAUGUCAGUGUGUGUUUUUCAUUUGAUUUAUUUAUCUUGGGGGAGAGGGGAAAGUAUAAUCUGCAAGUUAAUGGCCCUAUUGGCUUGUGUACACCUAUACUCUAAAAUGACCUCCCCACAUAGACAUAUGUGCACCACCUUUAAUCACUUUGGGGCAACUCUCACAUCUUGCUGCAUGUACAUGUAUAUGGCUAACUAUUGAAGUGUUUUUUUGAGAUGGACUCCAGCAAGCAUGUGACUGUGAGAUUAUAUGUGUGGGAAAAUGUAUUUACUGUGUGUGUGUGCACGCACAUGUGGAGGAGAAGGCUCUGAUCUUCAACUAAUCCUUCAUAGGUAUCCUUCCCUUUAUAGACUGAUUCUAGUGAAGACAGAAUAAAAUAAACUUCCUAUAAAAAGAAUCCUACUUUUGGUAUUAAACAAGUGACGGACGUGUUCCCAUAGGAUAGGGGAAUCCCUCAAAAGAUUAAGCUGAAAACUUAAACCUACCACUUUAGGAAAAAGUUCUUUCCAUUUGAGACACCACGUUACGCUCCUUUAUUGACUGUUUGAAACUGAAGCAGUGAACUUGUUACCCAGACACCUUUUUCGGAUUUUCUUAAACCAAAGCUGCCUCACUUCCACUGUUCUCAGCAGCUAACCAGGAUUUGGCAGCUUCUCCACUGCUGUGGUUGAGGGAGCAGGGAUUAGUCCUGUUAGGAGUCUGUGAAUCUCAAACUCUAGCUGUUCUCUUAAAUCAUCUGAAAUUUGACAGAGGAGCUGUACCCAGUGUUUCCCUGCCAAAUAGAUUCACUACUCCAAUUGAAUCAUCACUGAACUUUGUUAUUGUAAACAGAGAUCCAGGUUACCCCCAAAAGUUGUCUCCUCUACACUUCUUUAUCAUUCCUGUGGGUAGAGUUUAGCUGGGGGAAGGACAGUUGAUAUGAGUUAGUUGGAUUGAGCAGUAUGAAAAUUUGCUUUCUUCAUUACAUAUUGCUGUUUCUCCUUGCUAGAUGUGCUUUGAUGGUUUUAAUAUUAUUGUGCCAGGGAUAGGAAAAGGGGUGGGGGGUGUUGUGUGUGGGGGAGUACAAAUUAUUGUAUUUUCUUCAAUGUCAUUGUUCUUGUUAAUUGAUACCUCUCUGUUUUAUUUCUCUCAUUCUUUCAAAAUAAAAAAAAUCUUGAAAUUUG